GAAAGAAAACAAAAUGAAUUGAAAGAAAAAGCAAACGGUUCCAACCUCAGCAGAAAGUCAGGACACUUGUGAACUGGCCUAGCAUACAAAUGUGCUAGACGGGAAACCCAGCAGAUUCGAACGGCCGCUCUUUACGAUGCGGUGCGUUGGUUAACAACUGGGCCAAGCGGCCUGACUUGGGAAUUAGAGUGGCGGAAGUGAUAUGUGUAGGUGGGGUGGGGUGUUAAUGAGAUUGCGCUUACUUAGUCGGGCAUGUGUUACCCUGGGUGUGUGAAAGUGGAAACAACUGGUGGCAUCGCACGCCUUCUUUUUGUUUCUAGGCGAUAGCGCCUUCCACGUCCACCCUGCCCAAGGCAGUUCCGAUCCUUUCUUCCUCCUCUCGCUCUUUCAACCUCACACUGUUCUCUCCUGUCACCACCACCCAUUGCAAAACAACAACCGCAUGUACCGCCCCGAUGGAGCUCGGUUGGGCAUUCAAGUCGCUGCGCUACAAGCUCCACCCGGAUCUGCUUGAAAGUGUCGACAGGCUGGGGGUGAAGAACAUGACCGCUGUCCAGCAGAAGAUGCUCACCAUGCCGACCUACACGGAGGACUGUCUUGUCAACACCGCAACUACCCGUGGCAGGGCCGCUGCCUACCUGCUCCCGGCGCUUCACACGCUUCUCGAGCGCAGGUCUGGCAGCGUGCCCCAGAUCGAGAUUGUGGUGCUGGCCUCCUCCGACCUUCGUGCCAUGCACAUUGAGGACAUAUGCAACUACCUCACCAGCGCCUGCAGGCAAAAGGUUACAUGCUACCGAGUCGACAAUCACGAUAAAUCUGGCAUCCAGGCCAAGUUUGAGCAGGCCGGUGAAGCUGCCGACGUGGUGGUAGCGACUCCUGCUGGACUUCACGCUCUGUUCAGUGGACGCACCACAGCUCGCGUGCACUUCACCGGCCUACGCACGCUCAUCCUUGAAGACAUUGAUGAGAUGGUGAUUGCGGGGAUGACAGCCACAGUCGCUGACAUUUUGCACGCGCUUCCCCCGAAAUUCCUCGCCGGUUGGCAGACCAUAUGCUUGAGUAAGAGGAUUGAACCGAGCUUGGAGGCAUUUCUCGAUCUCGUUCUCGCAAGGGAAUGCCUCUGUCUUUCCCUCAGACCAGAAGACGAACCCUACAUCAAGCAGCAAUCUGUUCUGCUUAGACUGCCCGUCCAGACGAGACCUGUAAUCCCAUGCAGUCAGCCUCAGCCCAUGGCUCUGGCAACUCUUGACCAGCCUCAGCCUAUGGCACCGGGAACCCACAACAAUCAGCAACUAGUUCGUAGCCAAAUGUUCUCUCUCACAGAAAACCUGUCUGCGCAACAGGAGCCCGCAAACCCCGGCCUGGACACUGCUACCACUUCCGUCUGGCGGCCACUUGUGCAGACGUUUUCUGUGCUUGAGGACGUCGAGCUUGACGAGCCUAAGGUGAAGGCCAUAGAAGAAGUCCUCGAGACGGUUCCAGCCGCAAGGGAGGACUGGGACCUUUUGCGCAGGCUGGUGAAGAUAGCAUCGUUGACUGAAAUCCCGCACUUCAACAUCACGGUGCCAUACGUAGGCGACAUGUUUGCUGCCCUCCGCAGUCUGAUCACUGUGGAGAGCGAACGGGUUGGCAGAACCACCUUCAAGGCCCUCGUGAUCAGCAGCAUCACACCUCUCCUGUGGCACCUAUUCUCAGGUCCUGAGAACGGAAUGGGCACCAGGCUGGUUCAAGAUCUUCCAAUUUAUCGGAUCCACCCAGAGAUGACGAAAGCUGCACGCGAUGCCAUGCGAAGGGGCUUUAGCGCUUGCAAGAAAGGCCUGCUCUUCGCAACAGAUGUCCCGGAGGUGAGAUACGUCGCGCUUGGGGUUCGGAUCAUUCUGCCAUCAAGCAGGCAGCCGUACGCGCACAUGGAGAGCAUCGCAGGGCCCAACGUCAAGGCAGGCAAAGUUGUUCUCUUGACAGCGAGAACAAGCCGCGAGCCGAGCGGACGGGCCCAGCUGGAGCCGUCCUACAAAGAGUAUCCGUAAGUGACGUGGCCAGCUCGUGUGAUGUGUACAGAGUUUCUACUAAGACGUUGGUUUUGUCAGGCUCGCGCUGCUGGAGCGGCACAUGCAGGAGUCGCGCCAGCUCCUGAACGACCGCUCGAAGAAACACCAGCAGGCUGUCAGGGACCAAGCUAGAGAGUUCUUGC
Messenger RNA from Aplosporella prunicola CBS 121167, 2191 nucleotides. RefSeq lists its product as uncharacterized. The record is from RefSeq and is a predicted model, not a curated record. The transcript has a single exon. Gene Ontology annotation, cellular component: mitochondrion. The coding region runs from base 456 to 2027 and encodes 523 amino acids. Gene Ontology annotation, molecular function: nucleic acid binding; ATP binding. NCBI's taxonomy places the organism in Eukaryota, Fungi, Ascomycota, Dothideomycetes, Botryosphaeriales, Aplosporellaceae.